UUAAGGAUAUUCAAUUGAACUCUGUUUUGCUUGAAGCUAUGACUGCCGGUGCUACAGGAGAAAGGUCUUUCCAAGAGACACCUACAUGGGCUGUUGCGGUUGUAUGUGCUGUGUUUGUGAUUAUAUCUUUAUUAAUCGAACAAGGAAUUCAUUCUCUUGGAAAGUGGUUUCAGAAACGCCGGAACAAGGCCUUGAUUUAAGCUUUGGAGAAAAUUAAAGCUGAGUUAAUGCUAUUAGGUUUCAUAUCCCUACUGCUUACAGUGGGUACAACCUAUAUCACAAGGAUAUGCAUACCUUCAAAACUUGGCAACACUAUGCUUCCAUGUAGAAUUGAUGCUACUAAGAAGGAUCAGGGAGGUGCUGGCAGGAGAAAAUUACUUUCAAAUGAUGAAAAUGUAAUGUGGCGCAGAGUAUUGGCAGGGUCUGGUGGAGAUGAUUUUUGCACAAAAAAUGGUAAAGUGCCAUUGAUUUCACAAAUAGCAGUGCACCAACUGCAUAUAUUCAUCUUCGUCCUUGCAGUUUUUCAUAUCCUCUACAGCGUCAUUACCAUGGCACUGGGGCAAGCUAAAAUGAUGAAAUGGAAAGCUUGGGAAUCGGAAACUGAAUCCUUGGAAUAUCAAUUCACAAACGAUCCAGCACGAUUUAGGUUCACUCAUCAAACAUCCUUUGUGAGGCGUCAUUCUGGCUUGUCAAGAAUACCUGGGAUCAAAUGGAUUUUUGCAUUCUGCAGGCAAUUUUUAGGCUCAUUGUCAAAGGUGGACUAUUUGACAAUGCGUCGUGGUUUUAUUAGUGCACAUUUUGCCCCAGACAGCAAAUUUAAUUUCCACAAGUACAUUAAAAGAUCAUUGGAAGAUGAUUUUAAAGUUGUUGUGGGUAUCAUUAUUCCAUUAUGGAUGUUUGCAUUAUUUUUUUUGCUUCUCAAUGUUUACAAAUGGUACUCGCUCACCUGGUUGGCCUUAGCACCACUAAUUAUAAUUCUAUUAGUAGGCACAAAGCUUGAACUUAUUAUCAUGGAGAUGUCUCAAGAAAUUCAAGAUCGAACUGCAUUUGUUAAGGGUGCUCCAGUGGUAGAGCCAAGCAACAAGUAUUUUUGGUUUAAUAGACCCCAAUGGAUUCUCUAUUUGAUACAUUUUACCGAGUUCCAGAAUGCUUUCCAAAUGGCAUAUUUUCUGUGGACAUGUUAUGAGUUCAAGAUCACAUCAUGCUUCCACGAAGACUUGCUGUUAUUAUUGAUAAGAGUUUCCCUUGGUGUAGCCCUUCAAUUCCUAUGCAGCUAUAGCACUUUUCCUCUGUACGCCUUGGUGACACAAAUGGGUUCUCACAUGAAGCAAGCUAUCUUUGAGGAGCAAACAGCAAAAGCACUUAAGAAAUGGCAUAAGGCUGUAAAGGAUAAGAAAAAAUUGAGGAAAGGUGGAGUAAAUAGUUCUUCAGGAUUUAUGAGUGGGGAAAACACACCAAGCCGAGGGACAUCACCCAUUCACUUGCCUCACAAGCACCAGUCCAAUAAAUCAGAUUUUGAAGCUGAUCUUUAUUCCCCAAAAUCUUACCAAUCCGAUACUGACCUUCCGGAGAUUGAGGGUUCCGCUACUAAUAGGCAUGCAUCAAGAACAGAAGGCCAACCAACAAGAACUGAAGAAUCACAUAAUAUUGAUUUUACCUUUGUUAAGGCUUGA
Quercus robur (English oak) is the source of this 1673-nucleotide messenger RNA. RefSeq names its product MLO protein homolog 1-like. Gene Ontology annotation, cellular component: membrane. The transcript has 15 exons. Gene Ontology annotation, biological process: defense response. NCBI's taxonomy places the organism in Eukaryota, Viridiplantae, Streptophyta, Magnoliopsida, Fagales, Fagaceae. The record is from RefSeq and is a predicted model, not a curated record.